GCCUGCACUGGCAGCCGCUGAGGCACGCACGCUGCGCGAGAGUGCAUCAUCUUCUCGAGCUGAGCGCUGCGGAUGCAAGGUGCGCGUGCCGCGGCUGCUCAGGCUGCUGCUCUUGUGCCGGCCGGCCUGCCCCAGAAGACGCGCCUCGCUGUGCCCGCGCCUCGCCGUGCUGCUGCUUCCCUCUCUCCUGCCACCACCCGACCCCGAUCCUGCCUCGCACCGCUCGUCUCCGUCUCGCCUGCCUCUGUCACCGUCCCACCCGCUCCCCGUCACCCCCGCACACACUCGCCCACCAUGGCGCCGCAGCAGAAGGGCUUCAGCUGGUCCAACAUCGCCGUCGGCGCGACGAUGAACAUGUUCGAGGUCUCGACGCUCGGCCAGCCGCUCGAGGUCAUCAAGACGACGAUGGCGUCGAACCGCAAGGCGUCGAUGGCCGAGGCGCUCAAGACCGUCUGGUCGCGCGGCGGCGUGCUCGGCUUCUACCAGGGCCUCAUCCCCUGGGCCUGGAUCGAGGCCAGCACCAAGGGCGGCGUGCUCAUCUUCACCAGCGCCGAGAUCGAAAAGGUCGCGUCGCGCAACGGCUUUGGCGCCGGCGCCUCGGGCCUGCUCGGCGGCAUGGGCGGCGGCAUUGCGCAGGCCUACGCCACGAUGGGCUUCUGCACCUGCAUGAAGACGGCCGAGAUCACGCGCCACAAGCAGGCCGCCUCGGGCAUCAAGCCGCCCGGCACGUUCACCGUCUUCAUGGACAUCUACCGCCGCGAGGGCAUCAAGGGCAUCAACAAGGGCGUCAACGCCGUCGCCGUACGGCAGUGCACCAACUGGGGCAGCCGCAUGGGUUUCGCCCGCCUCGCCGAGACGCCGGUGCGUGCCAUGUCGGGCAAGACGGAGGCCGAGAAGCUGUCGGGCGCCGAGCGCAUCCUGUGCUCGUCGAUCGGUGGCGCCCUCGGCUGCUGGAACCAGCCCAUCGAGGUCAUCCGUGUCGAGAUGCAGUCGAUGGCCAAGGCCGAGCCGGGCUCCAACCGCCCGACGAACCUCACGAUUGGCAACACGCUGAGCUACAUCUACAAGGAGAACGGCAUCAAGGGCCUGUACCGCGGCGUGACGCCGCGCAUCUUCCUCGGCAUCUGGCAGACGAUCUGCAUGGUCUCGUUCGCCGACUACGUCAAGGAGGCCAUUGCCGGCCCCAAGGUGCAGGCCGUGGCGCACAAGACGGCGGACCUGGCCGCGACGACGGCGCACCGGACGCAGGAGCUGGCCGAGCAGGCGGCCAACGAGGUCAAGGGCAUUGCCAAGAGCGCCUGAGCGCGCACGCGAGAGUAGAGCCGGGCCCGCCGCGGCCUGUGCGCGAAACGCUAGAGUCUGGAUUGGGAUGCCGCGUCCUGGGCCCGCUGCGCGGGUCGCCAGGCGCCCGCCGUCGGCCGAUGGCGGCGUAGAGAGGUGCAAUGAUCACGUUACAGCAGCUGCCCGAGAUGGACGAGCAAGCGGGUUGGUGUGCUGUGCGGACUGGCGGGCCGUCUGUGGCGCCCCUGCAACGUCUGGCUGCGGGCGAAGCACGGAGCACGGUGCACGCAUGCUGCCCU
This is a messenger RNA of Tilletiopsis washingtonensis, 1580 nucleotides long. RefSeq names its product mitochondrial carrier. Lineage: Eukaryota; Fungi; Basidiomycota; Exobasidiomycetes; Entylomatales. The record is from RefSeq and is a predicted model, not a curated record. Gene Ontology annotation, biological process: alpha-ketoglutarate transport; mitochondrial citrate transmembrane transport. The coding region runs from base 73 to 1302 and encodes 409 amino acids. Gene Ontology annotation, cellular component: mitochondrion. The transcript is spliced from 7 exons. Gene Ontology annotation, molecular function: tricarboxylate secondary active transmembrane transporter activity.